AAAUACAAAUGUGAUUUAAGUGUUUUCAAUGGCAAAACUUCCAGAAAACAGUGAAAGUAUGACGUCGCUCAGAGUGAUACGUCUGGAAUCACGCAUGUCUUUGUUGCUAUGGACGCUACCGUCCGAAGGUCUUCACGUGAUUAUCGUUUGAACAUGAGUUAAGCGGUCCACGAUGAAAGAGUGGUGGCUCCACGUCGGCUUGAUGUGCAUCCCGCUGCUGGCCGUCUACCUGCACAUCCCGCCGCCGCAGCUGUCACCUGCCCUGCUCAAGUGGCACAAUGCCGGCCGAGGCUUCACCUUCAGGGGCAGCGAGAUCUUCUACAGAGACUCUCACGGCGCCUUGGGAAGCUCCGACGUCAUCCUUCUCCUCCACGGCUUCCCCACCUCCAGCUACGACUGGAGCAAGAUUUGGGAGCCGCUCACCCAGCGCUUCAACCGUGUCAUAGCACUGGACUUCCUGGGCUUUGGCUUCAGCGACAAGCCGCGACCGCACAGGUACUCCAUCUUUGAGCAGGCCAGCGUGGUGGAGGCGCUGGUAGCACACUUGGGUCUCUCCAAUCAGCGGAUCAACCUGCUGUCACACGACUACGGAGACACGGUGGCGCUGGAGCUGCUCUACAGGAGUGACCAGAACCGCACGGGCCACCUGACCAUCAACAGCCUGUGUCUCUCCAAUGGAGGCUUGUUCCCUGAGGCCCACCACCCUCGCCUGCUGCAGAUGCUCCUGAAGGACUCCGUUAUCCUGGCUCCCAUCCUCACGCGGCUCACCAACUACAUGAUCUUCCAGAAAGGGCUCGGGGAAGUUUUCGGGCCGUACACGCAGCCAACAGACGCAGAGUUCUGGGACAUGUGGACCGGUCUGCGCUACAAUGAUGGCAACUUGGUUUUGGACAGUGUUCUCCAGUACAUCAACCAGAGGUUAAAACACAGAGAAAGAUGGGUCGGCGCGCUCACGUCCACCUUUGUGCCACUGCACCUGAUCUACGGCCCACUUGACCCUGUCAACCCCCACCCCCAGUUUGUCCGCCUUUACCAGCAGCUGGUGCGGCGGUCGACCGUCAGUGUGUUAGACGAGCAUAUCGGUCAUUACCCGCAGCUGGAAGACCCCACGGGCUUCCUCAACGCUUACUUUAACUUUAUUCACUCAUUCUGAACUUGACUGACAUGCCGAAGUAGGUGUUUCGAUUUAGACAAAAAAGUAAAAGAUAAAGGUUGCGCUUUAGCCCACGGACGCCAGGAUGACGUCGACCACCGUCUCCUCGUCGCUGCGGACCGUCACCUGCAUUGUGACGCCGUCGGCCAGCGCGAGGC
Molecule: messenger RNA, 1311 nt
Organism: Phyllopteryx taeniolatus (common seadragon)
Lineage: Eukaryota; Metazoa; Chordata; Actinopteri; Syngnathiformes; Syngnathidae
Gene: mest
Product: mesoderm specific transcript
Exons: 13
Coding region: 173-1153 (326 amino acids)
Molecular function (GO): catalytic activity
Source: RefSeq, a predicted model, not a curated record